AUGGACACGUCAUACGUUGUUGAUUCCACGAACAUAAACACAGAAAUGCCAGCAGAUGUUGCAGAAACAGUAGAGAUGGUGGAAGCAGUAGAAGAAAUUUUUAUUGGGAACCCUGAGAAGUUUAGAGAACUCAUUGAUGACGAGAAGCCCCUAUAUAAAGGGUGUCCUAAUUUCACAAAAUUAUCUACAGUCAUACAACUACUCAACUUGAAGAAUGGUGAUGAAAUGUACAGUAGUACAUACGAGGCCAAAAAAGCAUCCAAGGAAAUGGGGUCAGGGUAUACUAAGAUACAUGCAUGUGUCAACAACUAUAUACUUUACAAAAACGAAUACACAGACAUGGCAGCAUGUCCUACUUGUGGUAAAUCAAGAUGGAAGUCUAAGACUAUUGCAAAAGAUUUAACAUGGCACGCAACAGACAGAAAGGUGGAUAUUGGUGUUUUAAGUCAACCAGCUGAUUCACCAGCACGGGCUGCCAUUGAUGACAAAUAUCCUAACUUUGCUAGCAAACCAAGAAAUUUGCGGCUAGGCAUUUCUGCUGACGAAGUCGAUGUGAAUAGAAGAAAGUUCAUCAUGCUUUCGUUAUUGAUUUCGGAUACACCAAUAAACGAUUUUGAUGUGUUCCUAGCACCUUUUAUUGAUGAUCUGCAAUUAUUAUUUGAUAUUGGAGUUGAAACAUACGAUGCAUAUGCACAAGAUGGAUUUCAAGGUUGUGUUGUGUGUGGUGAAGAAACACACUGCAUUAGACUCCCUGAAUCGAAUAAGUUGAGUUAUGCUGGUCAUAGACGAUUUCUACCGUAUGAUCACCCGUUCAGAAGACAAAAAAGGGCAUUCAAUGGACAACAAGAGUUCUCACCCUCUCCAGAACCUAUGAAAUGGGAGGAAGUAUAUAACAAGGUCAAAUUUAUAAUUAAUAAAUGGGGAAAGGUGUCUAAGGGCAAGGAGGCAGAAAUCCAACAAUCUACAACUGGAAGAGAUUUUAUGCAUGUCGAAAAGAACGUGGGCGAGAGUUUAACCGGAACUGUGUUGAACGUUCCCGGAAAGAAGAAAGAUGGUUAUAAAGGUCGAUUGGAUUUGGUUCAUUAUUGUUUAAAACUAGAGUUGCAUCCUAAGAUAGAAGGGAACAACACAACACUUCCCGCAGCAGGUUGUACAUUGACAAAAGAGGAAAAAGACAAAUUAUGUGUGACUUUAUACAAUUUAAGGGUUCCUCAAAGCAAAGAAAUCAAACUGGAUGAGCUCGAUAAGUUGCAAGAGGAGUUAUGUGUAACCUUAUGCCUUCUUGAGAAACACUUUCCACCAUCAUUUUUUGAUGUGAUGAUUCAUUUAACUGUUUAUCUAACUAUGGAAGUAAAAUUAUGUGGUCCAAUAUUCUUUAGAUGGAUGUACCCGUUCGAAAGGUUUAUGAAGGUUAUUAAGGGGCAUGUGCGAAACAAAAAUAGACUAGAAGGAUGCAUUGUAGAAGAGAAUGUUGCAGAAGAGACGAUUGAGUUUUUUAGUGAAUUCCUCAAAAAGAUGGAUAUUGUUGGUAUUCCACCUGAAAAUCAUAACACAUGUGGAAUUCAGAUAAGUGUAGAUAGUAGCUCUAUUACGGACGGUACUCCUCUAUCAGCUGCUAAAUCGGUAGAAGUUUCCGCAGAACUAUUCAGCAAAGCACAUUUCUUUGUAUUGCAAAAUACAUCUGAAGUACUCCUGUAUAUCAAAGAUACAUAUGAAGAUGUAGAUGAAGAAUUUAGUACUUUAGUUCCUCAGAAUGAUAAUAUAUUGCCACGUGUAGACACACUUGAGUUGCAGAAGGAAAAUGAUUAUUUUCGUAUUGAUUUUGAUGGUAUUCUUAUACGUACGAAGGGAAAGGCCAAACCUUGA
Messenger RNA from Lactuca sativa (garden lettuce), 1866 nucleotides. RefSeq lists its product as uncharacterized. The record is from RefSeq and is a predicted model, not a curated record. NCBI's taxonomy places the organism in Eukaryota, Viridiplantae, Streptophyta, Magnoliopsida, Asterales, Asteraceae.